Messenger RNA from Nymphaea colorata (pocket water lily), 967 nucleotides. RefSeq lists its product as uncharacterized. NCBI's taxonomy places the organism in Eukaryota, Viridiplantae, Streptophyta, Magnoliopsida, Nymphaeales, Nymphaeaceae. The transcript is spliced from 2 exons. The record is from RefSeq and is a predicted model, not a curated record. The coding region runs from base 143 to 631 and encodes 162 amino acids.
UUAUCCUGUAUGGACCAAUGGGAUGCAAGUACUCCCAGGAGCGUGGCCUUCCACGCCAGCUGCUUGUUUCAGAAGAUAAGGGAAACUUUUAACAGUAUUCAAUUGCUCGUCAGGUCCUCGCCACACUGCAGUGUCCGGAAAGAUGGGAGCCAUAGCUCGCGCGUUACCUUCAUCAACAGCGACGUCGGCAUUAGUCGCAUCAACCAAGAGGAAUAGACCAGCGGCUGCAGGGCUCGGCAGAAUCCAGUGCGCUCGUAGCCUUCCCUCUUCCACCUCCCUCGCUCGCGAUGGCAAAUAUGAACCAAGUAGAAGGGUCUUGACGUGGGGAGCAAUCGGGACCUUGCUAAGCCUGUCAGUGACCGAGAACGCUAGUGCAGCAAAGAGGAGGCCGCCUGCUCAGGAAGAGACACCAAAGAACGACCCCAAUGUGAGCGGCGUGCAAGCCAAAGUUCUUGCUAGCAAGAAGAGGAAAGAAGCCAUGAAGGAAGCCAUGGCCAAGCUUAGAGAGAGAGGGAAGCCCGUCAAUCAACUUUCUUCGGCUCCCCAGCCGACUCCAGAACCACCUUCUUCAACUCCCGAACCGACUCUCGAAUCACCUUCUUCGACUCCCGAUCUGCCUUCCCCACAAUGAUCUGGCCUCAAGGAUAAUUCGAACAGACCAACCUUGGAGCUACCGCCUGUAAUUUCAUCAUUUCUGCAUAUCUGAGAACACUAAUGCUACUGGCUCCUGAAAUAAAAGCAUUGAGUUCUCCAUGAUUGACGUGGAAGGACAGUUUAUCGAUUCGAAAAGUUUCAAAAGGCACAAAAGCGUUCUAUCAUAUCUGUGGAGGAUACUUUCCAAUCCAAAGAGUGAAGAUGUCAAUGGAUGGGCUUCAGAUCAGAUGUACUAUCUCCCAAAUUUUGUUAAUCAUGGGUAGCUCUAUAUAUGCUUCAAUUUUAAUGGCUCCCCAAGUACUACUUUUGUUCA